Molecule: messenger RNA, 2130 nt
Organism: Erinaceus europaeus (western European hedgehog)
Lineage: Eukaryota; Metazoa; Chordata; Mammalia; Eulipotyphla; Erinaceidae
Product: vasodilator-stimulated phosphoprotein-like
Exons: 3
Coding region: 1-330 (109 amino acids)
Source: RefSeq, a predicted model, not a curated record
AUGAGGUUCCUGCCGCCGCCUCCGCGCCGCCCUCCCUCCCGCCCUCCUUCCCCGCCCUCCGCGCUGGGAGCCGCCGGGCCGCGGCGCAGGGAGCGAGGGGCCGGGCGAGGCGGGCGAGGGCCGGGCGGGCGGGCGCCGGGCCCCGCGGCCGGCACGACGGAGCCCCCGCACGGCCGGCGGCAGCGGUUGGAGGCGGCCCCGGGGCCCCGGCGCGGGAAGCGGCGGCGGCGGCGGGGCGGCGGCGGGGGCAGCGCCAUGGAGCCGCGGGAGGUGAAGGAUCGGAUCCUGGAGAACAUCUCGCAGUCGGUGAAGAAGCAUCCCCCUGGUUAGAAGACAGAAUUCAUGGUCACUUCACAAGCAAGCCAGAAUUGACCUUCCCCACAUCCGUUUGAAUUCCUGGCUCACCUGAAACUGGGAUACAUAGGAUAUUCUGGUGAAAGAGACUCAGAUCACUUUCAUUACUUCAGGAAUCCAAAGGAAAUAAUUAGAGCGACCACAACAUGGACACUAACAUCCCGCCCCCCCCCACCACAAAGUACACACUUAAAUUCCAUAAAAACAACAGAGGAAACCAUUUUACUUUCUGCAAAGAUCAUCUUCUCUUCCAGGCUUAAAAAGAAAGGCAAGGGGGCAUGGGUCGGUAGCGCAGCAUGUUAUGCACUCAUGGCGCAAAGGAUCCCGGUUCGAGCCCCCGGCUCCCCACCUGCAGGGGAGUCGCUUCACAGGCAGUGAAGCAGGUCUGCAGGUGUCUGUCUUUCUCUCCCCCUCUCUGUCUUCCCCUCCUCUCUCCAUUUCUCUCUGUCCUAUCCAACAAUGACAACAUCAAUAACAACAACAAUAAUAACUGCAACAACAAUAAAAACAAGGGCAACAAAAGGGAAAAUAAAUAAAUAAAUAUAAGAAAAAAAAAGGCAAGGACUGGAGAGAAAAUGUAAUGGUUGUGUAGAAAGACUUUGAUGCCUGUGAGACACCAAAGGUCCCAGAUUCAAUCCCCAGCACCACCAUAGACCAGAGAUGAACAGUCUUCUGGUAAAUUAAUAAUAAUAGUAAUAGUAAUAAUAAUAAUAAUGUAAGGAAAGAAAAAAACAAUUCAGAUGCACGUACUAAAACACUCCGCUAAAAGCACAACGGAAAAUAUCGCAAGGUUUUGUCUAGUGUUCCUCAGCUGUUGCAGGGGUAGAAUUUUAGUCUGCUAAUGAGUGCAGAAAAGCAAACACUUGGUUAAAAAGCUACAGCUCUUCUUUUGCAAUGGAAGAGGAAACUGCCGACCUUUCUGACCUGAUCGGGGCCAGUUACGGCUGUCACAGCUGCAGGUAGGCCGAGCGUUCUGUCUUUAAAUUUCCAACCAAAAGGGAAGGGCCAGGCUGAAGGAGGGUGGGCACUGGGCACUGGGCAAAAACACAUCUUUCAAGGCAGAGGGCGGGCCUGUGCGGCUGACCGCCAUGUAUGACGGAGUCUGAUGCUCUUAUCAGGAUGGUUAAACUUGUGUGUAUUUGGACAGCGUAAUUGAUUGAGCUGUAAGGCACCCUCGAGGUUAUAAGUAGGAUACUACAAACUGGAAGCCUGUCCCUGGGCACAUUACAGCUAAAGGCAUGACUGGCAUCGUGGUCAGAAGCAUGGGUCCUGGGGCCUAGGAGGUGAUGCCGUCUGUGGGUGAGGUGAUGGAUUCUCCAGCAUAAGGUCCUUAGUUUAAUCCCUGACAUUGUAAGUGUCAGAGUGAGGCUCUGAUUCUCUCUUUGAUAUAUAUAUAUGUAUAUAUAUAUAUACAUAUAUAUAUAUAUUGCCCCCAGGGUUAUUAUUGGGGCUUGGUGCCUGCACUAUGAAUUCACUGCUCCUGGAGGCCACUUUUAUCAUUUUGUUGCCCUUGUUGUUGUUGUUGUUAUUUUUUUUUAAUUUUUAAAUUUUCUUUAUUUGUUUAUUGGACAGAGACAGCCAGAAAUUGAGAGGGAAGGGGUUGAUAGAGAGAAAGAGAGAGUGAGACACCUGCAGUCCUGCGUCACCACUUGUGAAGCUUUCCCCCUGCAGGUGGGGAGUUAUUGUUAAUUGCUGUUGUUGUUGUUGGAUAGGACAGAGAGACAUGGAGAGAGGAGGGGAAGACAGAGAGGGGGAGAGAAAGACAGAAGACAGACA